Molecule: messenger RNA, 364 nt
Organism: Symbiodinium pilosum
Lineage: Eukaryota; Dinophyceae; Suessiales; Symbiodiniaceae
Source: the annotation of a GenBank genome assembly
GCUGACAGAGUUCAUCGAGGGCGCCGCACGACUCCGAGGCAACGCGAAGGCCAUAGAUAUUUGGCGCAUGGAGACGAAGCUGGAGGUUCUCUUUGAGGAGGUGUUGAAUCGCCUAAAGGCCAACACUGGCGCGGCGGGCGAAGGCUCCGCAGACAUAUCCAUCACUGGUUCCAAUGGACUUCCCGAGCAUGCGGAGAACAGCUACUCGAGCGUGGAGGAAGCGUUCCACAACUCUGCUUACCAGCACAUUAAGACAACCUCGAAGAGUCGUCCCUUCAAUAGUAACCCGGACUCGCACGUGACCCCUACAAGGAGUGGCAGUCCCACUGGCCAAAAGCAUCUACGUGUUUUUGAAGCGCAAUGA